AUGGUCUUUGGAACUAUAUACACGUUUCCUGGCGAUCAGUGCCGAACGAUAGCCAUCAAGGCUGUCGCCAAGCAUAAUGGCCUCGAUCUUGAAGUUCGCGAAAUGCCCCGGACUCCUGAGCAUUUGAGUGUUAGCAAGCUUGGCAAGGUCCCCGCAUUCGAAGGUGCAGAUGGUUUCAAGCUCUUUGAAAGCAUGGCAAUCGCUCUUUACUUCACCUCGCAAAACGAGCAGACAACCCUACUCGGAAAGGACAAGAAGGAAUAUGCCGAGAUUAUCAAGUGGAUGUCUUUCUUCAAUACUGAGAUCGUCAUUCUGAUGACUCAAGUGUUACUGCCGCAGCUUGGUAUAAUUCCGUACGACAGAGACCAGGUUGAGCUAUUCACCAAAAUGACCCAAAGGUCCGUCGAUGUGGUCGAAGAGUAUUUGCAAGACCGCACAUUCUUGGUUGGUGAAGAGCUAUCACUCGCCGAUCUGUUUUGUGCUGGAAACAUUUCUCUCGGCUUCCAGUUUUUCUACGGCAAAGCUUGGAGAGAACAGAACCCCAACGUGUCUCGUUGGUACGAGAUGGUUUGCCACCAGCCGAUAUAUGCGGCUGUCACGGAGAAAUUCCAGCUCUUGGAUGAGCCUAAGCUUACUGGAAAUCCGCCCGAAAAGAAGCCUGAGCUAUCGGAGCCGACGUCUGAGUCGACCGAGCAUGUUGCUACUGUGGAACCUCUACAAACAUAG
Messenger RNA from Penicillium paradoxum, 726 nucleotides. It is a transcript of the gene psoE, whose product is annotated as glutathione S-transferase psoE. NCBI's taxonomy places the organism in Eukaryota, Fungi, Ascomycota, Eurotiomycetes, Eurotiales, Aspergillaceae. Bases 1 to 726 code for a protein of 241 amino acids. The transcript has 3 exons. Gene Ontology annotation, cellular component: cytoplasm; nucleus. The record is from RefSeq and is a predicted model, not a curated record.